This is a messenger RNA of Drosophila pseudoobscura, 994 nucleotides long. Its product is annotated as trypsin alpha-3. Gene Ontology annotation, molecular function: serine-type endopeptidase activity. Bases 179 to 970 code for a protein of 263 amino acids. The record is from RefSeq and is a predicted model, not a curated record. NCBI's taxonomy places the organism in Eukaryota, Metazoa, Arthropoda, Insecta, Diptera, Drosophilidae. The transcript has a single exon. Gene Ontology annotation, biological process: proteolysis.
AGUGUGGUUGGCACGGUUGGACUUCCGCUCUCACACUCUUCCGAGCUCUUCCGAAUCGACAAGUUGUUGCUUGAACAAUUGUGCAAAUGUUGAUCUGUCGUUUCGGCAGAUUUGAUUUGGUUGCUGUGAUAUAAAAGCCGAUCUUCCAGCAUCCCCAAGUGUUAGUUGCUUAUCCACAAUGUUUGUCCGCUGCCUGGUUUCAAUGAUGCUUCUUAUACUGCCUAUCCUGGGAGUCCUAGGAUUACAGGUGGUUUCUACCGACAGUUCCGACAGUAUGCAGAUCCAACCCCGCAUCAUUGGGGGCCAGGUAUCCAGCAUUAAGCAAGAAAAGUACCUCGUGCAGGUCACGACCUCAACAGAGAUGUGUGGGGGCUCGCUGAUUCAACCCAGGUGGGUCAUCACGGCGGCCCACUGCGUGUACAGAAAGAACAAGGACGAACUGAAGAUCUAUGGCGGGGCGUCGAACCAGGCAGGUCCCUAUGCCACCAUCCGUCUGGUGGACUUUGUUGCCAUUCGUCCGGACUUCAGCAUGAAGACCCUCAACAUGGACGUGGCCGCCCUGCGGCUGCAAUCGGCGUUGGUGGGCGCCAACAUCGAGACCAUUGCACUGGCCUCACAGCCCGUUCCGCCCCGAGCGAUAGUCAAGGUGUCCGGCUGGGGCUCCACCAGUGCCACCUCCUCCAGCACGGCCCAACGGGUGCACAGUGUUCUGUUGCCCGUGUGGUCGCGGUCCUCCUGUCUGUCCGCCUUCAAAGGCAUCCAUGGCAUCACCCGAUCAAUGAUGUGCGCCUCGAAGCCCUAUAGACGAGACUCGUGCGAUGGCGACUCCGGGGGUCCGCUCGUCUUCAAAGGCCAACUGGCGGGCAUAGUGUCGUUCGGUUACGGCUGCGCCUCGGCGCUGCCCGGCGUCUACACCAGCGUGCCCGAGAUCCGGGAGUGGUUCCUGAACACCGUGAAGCUGAAUUCCUGAGUGCCCUUCUCCCUUGGUAGUCUU